Molecule: messenger RNA, 1599 nt
Organism: Colletotrichum gloeosporioides
Lineage: Eukaryota; Fungi; Ascomycota; Sordariomycetes; Glomerellales; Glomerellaceae
Product: putative aspartic-type endopeptidase CTSD
Exons: 3
Coding region: 1-1599 (532 amino acids)
Biological process (GO): proteolysis
Molecular function (GO): aspartic-type endopeptidase activity
Source: RefSeq, a predicted model, not a curated record
AUGCGUUCAGCCCAGGUUCUGGCUCAUCUCUCGCUAUUUCUCUCGUCUGCUCAAGCUUUCUUUCCGUUUGAGGUCGACAGUCACUGUCCAUUUGUUGGCGGUUGCGGGUCUUCUGGAGCAAAGGAGACUAGGGAUCAAGAAGCGCUUGGAGAAGAUGCGGUAAACGCCAUCAAGGCCAUCAAGAACCCGGCCUUCCAUGUCGGUCCCCAGAUUACCAAAGACUCGACGGAGGAUUCUCAAUCUGACCGAGUUGCACGUGAGGUCGAACGUCUCACUCGCAAGUAUGCGAGGUUCCAAUCCGCCGAGGUAGUCCGGGAGAGGGCUCGCAAUGCCAAGAGACAAAGCCUCUACCGCAUCAUCACCGCAGCGGACACCACCCUCAAGAACGCCGCCCCUGUCGCACAGGAUGGCACGGACUUCUCCUACUUCGCCCAAGUCAAGUUCGGCUCUCAGCAGAAAGCUUUGUGGAUGCUCAUCGAUACCGGAGCUGGCACUAGCUGGGUGAUGGGCUCUUCCUGCAAGUCAUCCGCCUGCGAGAAGCACGGCUCCUAUGGUCCAACCGACUCCGACUCGUACAAGGACCUUUCUGAAGGCUUUUCUGUUGCCUAUGGCUCUGGAUCAGUCAAGGGCCAGAAGAUUUCAGAUAGCAUUUCAUUUGCCGGCAUGAACUUUGACUUCCAGUUCGGUGUUGCCAACGAAACCUCCGACGACUUCAACCACUUCCCCUUUGAUGGCAUCCUGGGACUCUCGAUGGCAGGUGGCGAGACGGAGAACUUCGUUCAGGUUGUCCAGAACUCCAAGCAGCUUGAUGCCACCAUCUUCUGCGUAUAUCUGAACAGAGCCGCCGACGGACCGAACACGAGCGAAAUCAGCUUUGGUUCCUGCAACCCCGACAAAUACACUGGCAACUUCACGUACACCGCUGUUGGCUCUGAGAACGGCGACUGGGCGAUUCCUUUGGACGGCAUUGCUUACGAUGGUCAGAAGUCCGGUGCGGCUGGCAAGCUUGCCUACAUUGACACUGGAACGUCUUACGUCUUUGGACCCCAGACUGACGUAGCCGCAUUCCACGCCAAUAUCCCUGGCUCAUCCUCGGAAGAUGGCACCACAUUCAAGGUACCGUGUGACAGCAACAAGGACGUUACAUACACCUUUUCUGGCACCAGCUAUGUCAUCUCUGCGAAGGACUGGCGGGGAUCUCAGAACAGCGAUGGCACUUGCACGAGCAACAUCUAUGGGCAUGAGGUUGUGCCGGGAGCCUGGUUGCUGGGUGAUGUUUUCCUCAAGAACGUUUACGCGGCCUUUGACAAGGACCAGAAGCGUAUUGGAUUCGCAACCAGGAAUGAUCCCCCGCCAACCACCACUACAACAGCUGAUGCCACCGCCACACCCGCAGUGGUGAACCAGCCCGGCAUCACCACUGUCGUCUCAGCAGGGACGACGGCCACUCUUGGCCUUAGCGGCCAUGAGACGUCUGCCGCAGCCGCAACGCAGUCCACAGGCACGCAAUCUGGCGCAGCAGCCUUUGCCUCUUUUGCCUGGGUCAACGUCGCUGCCGCUGCGUCCUUCUGCCUCUUCACCACGCUCGGAUUCUACUGA